UGGAAGAUAGAAACAAUACAUUAGCUAAUAUACGAUUCUUUUUUUAAAUAAGCGAUGAUGUCUACCUAAACUUUUAAACUAAUCUUAAUCUCAUUUAUCGUUAGUAUGCUAAGCUAAGCCUUUGUUCUUCAGGUGCUUCGGCUCAUCUUGAUGAUGGGAAAACAAAGUAAUAAUACUCGGUUCAGGAGGUCUGGAGGGCUUUUGGUACUUCUGUCAACCGGAACAGGAAGUUCUCCAGAAAUAUUAAACUGUACUGUUGCAGCUGCUGGUUGCUGGUGUGCUGGGAUGAAAAUGACUUCCCUGCAGCCCGAUUUGAGGGACAGAAUGUUUCCGCCUGUGUGGCCGUGUCCUGAGAUUGACCCCGAGGAGCUGAGUGCCUUCACCGAUCUUUAUGGUUCACUCAAAUUACUCAUGGGCUUUCAGAUUACAGAUGAAAGCUAUUCCACUGCAGACUGGGGAGACCACAUUGAGGCAUUUCUUCAGAGUUUCAAUUUGACUAAUGCAGCAAUAAAUAUCCAUCUGAAGUUCAGGUUUAAUGAGAGGACCUCACAGCGUGAGUUUAGAGUCAAGGUCAAAAGUAUUAUUCUACAAGUAUUCCAAGCAUCUGUCAUCCUGGAUGUGUCUCAUUCUGCACAGCUUCCACAGUGUGUGAGGAAUAGUUCUUGGUGUCAGGGGGCACAUCAUGUCAUCGGAUCCAGACUGCCUCUCAGCAUCCCACCCCAAGCCAUGGAUCAAGGCUUGUUCGGGGAGCUCAGUAUCCAGUUUGUGUCACUCCUGAGCCCCUGCCUGUUGCAGUACCCCAAUCUGCCCACCGAGCUGACACGCGUCCAGAUAUCCUUUUGUUUGUUUGUGGUUUUGGCAUACAGUAAUUGGAUCCUUGACCUGACGUGUUUCCAGGUGUUGGUAUACAGCCCGAGUAAUAUUCCAGUGCCAGGGCCAUCUGGCUUUUUGCAAGCCCUUCCUGUUGCUCUUGACUGUCAACUACUUGGUCUGGACAGAGUAUACUGCUCUUCUUUCAAAGCAUCCGCUGCAGAUCUUAAACGCAGCUGCGGUACAGAAUACACAGUAGAAGAAGACAGCUGGGAAUACCCAGAGCUUGAAUCCAGCCGAGCUCCAGCGCCAGUUCAGCAGAGUCUCGUACUUUUCCUCUUCUUACAGCAUAAUGAUCCCUUCACCUGCCAGCUUUCUGAUCUGUUGGCUACAGAGGUGUUGAUAGAGCAACACCUGGAGGACAUUCUCUGCAACAACAGGCGUGCCGUCACAGCAGCCCUGCAGUUUGAACUGUGGAACACGCUGAAAGCCCAAAAUCGGAGAAAAAAGCAACAAGAGAAGGUGUAUUCAUCAAUUGAAAUGAUCAUCAGCUCCACCAUCAGUAUAGUGAGCAGCAGCACUAACAUGGACUUCAGAAAUGCUUGUUUGAACCGCAUGAAGGUGCAUGACACACAUGAAUUGUCAGGCUCCCUCAGGGAAUCGUUAUGGAAAGUGACAUCAUGGAAAUUCUUCCCAAGGUCCAGGUGCUACUAUGCUCAGAUGGAGGGACAUCCUGAUUGUCAUGAUCCCACCAGAACAGAAAUCUGAGUAUGUGUGUUAUAGAGAAAGAACUGUUAAAUCUUUGAUUCAUAUUCGUAAUUCACUUACACUUGCUUCACUUAGUUGAGUAUUAAACAGUCAUCUAUAGAGUACAAUGUUACCCAUUGUUUUACUGUUUUACCCACACAACAGGGAAAUCAGUUCACCUGAAACAGAUUGAUUAUUGGUAUUUUAGUAGUCAUAACAUCCAUCCAUUGUAAAUACCGCUUAUUCCUAUAAGGGGGGGCAGGAACCUAUUCCAGCUGACAUUGGACAAGAGACAGGGUACACUCUGGACAGGUCAUAGUCACAACAACUGAAUGCCAAUUUUUAAACUGUUAUUAAGUCAUUUCAAGAAAUUAAAACCUAAACAUUUUAACAAAUGUACUUUUCUGUCUCACAUCUUCAUAAAGAACCAUUUCAAUUUCACUGUUUUGUGCAUGUGAUUUAUCAGGUCAAUGAUUUCCAACUGAAACAGAACAUCUGAUAGAUAGAAAA
Menidia menidia (Atlantic silverside) is the source of this 2067-nucleotide messenger RNA. Lineage: Eukaryota; Metazoa; Chordata; Actinopteri; Atheriniformes; Atherinopsidae. The record is from the annotation of a GenBank genome assembly.